Messenger RNA from Drosophila ficusphila, 6295 nucleotides. It is a transcript of the gene Psc, whose product is annotated as polycomb group protein Psc. Gene Ontology annotation, cellular component: PRC1 complex. The record is from RefSeq and is a predicted model, not a curated record. Lineage: Eukaryota; Metazoa; Arthropoda; Insecta; Diptera; Drosophilidae. The coding region runs from base 890 to 5782 and encodes 1630 amino acids. The transcript is spliced from 5 exons. Gene Ontology annotation, biological process: negative regulation of transcription by RNA polymerase II. Gene Ontology annotation, molecular function: promoter-specific chromatin binding; metal ion binding.
CCGACGAAAGCGGUUCCCCGACGCUGUGCGAGAAAAAGAGCAAGAGAGCGAGCGAGAGCGACGCCCCACAACGAGAGCAACAAAACAGCCAAGUACGCGCGAGCGAGACAACUGCCUAGCCGUCCAGUUAGAGGCCGGCGAGAGCGAGACGGUAAACUGUAUGCGAACGACGAAAAAGAAACAAAGAGUAUACACAUGUGUUUGUGAGCACGGGAGAGUGAGUAAAUAGCGGCAGAGUAAAUAACGUGAGGCAGCGUGGUCGUUAGCCGAAGUCGGAAAAAAAUACUCAAAGCGAACGGACGUGUGCGGUCGGUUGUUCGAAAAUUCUACACUUUGUCGCAAGCUUAACAAAGUGAAUCGGCCGAAAGAAAUAGCCAAAUGAAACACAAGUGUUUAUGUUACAGCUAGAGCUACGAGCUUGAGUUACAAAAUUAUUGUUUAUAAAAUUAUCAAAGCGAGAAGCAGUUUUCUUUGUGUGACAAAUGCCAAAGCAGCAACGACAACAACAACGUCUGCUGGCUUAUGUACGACCCGCGUGUUAGUGUGUGUGCGCGCAGAAACCAUAGAGCAAAGCAUAAUACACAAUAAAGGUGCCCACGAAAGAAGAGCAGCCGAAAGUGCCAGUAAAGCGGAGAAGUAAAAAUAAAAUAAAGUGAAGUGAUGUGAAGAAAGAGAAGCAGAAACGCUGCCUCAAAACUCAACGCGGAAUACCCUCUGUGGAUUAUUUACUUGGAUUAUUCCCCUGCGAUUGGAUUAUAUAUGUAUGCAAGGCGACCACCGCGAUGCCAAUUAACUGGCUGGAUUAUUAGUGGAUUAAAGAUUGGACUCAGAGAUUGACGCUUGUGCGAAAAACAAAAGCGAAUUUUAGCGGCGAAAGAGUAUUAUUACUAUGAUGACGCCGGAGUCGAAAGCAAUACCGCCAGCAGCAGCGACAACAACAAAUACAACACAAGCGCCAGCGGUAGGAACACCAACAACAACAACAAUGGCUCAUACACAACAAAAGUCGCAGUUGUCAACGUUGGCAAAAACACCGACAACAGCAACAACAACGGCGUCGACAACAACAAAUAAGGCGGCCAAAAGCGUUGUCAGCAAUGCAAAUAGCAAUGGCAACAAUUCAAGCAAAAAGCUGGCUUUGUCUCAGAAAACAGAAACAGAAACAGAAACGGCAGCAGCAACUAAUGUUGAUAAAAUGCAAAAGCAGCAGCAGCAGCAACAGCAGCAGCAGCAGCAACUGAAGCAGCAACUUUUUACCGCCUGCAGCAUUAAAGUAAAAAGUGAAAACGCAUUAGCAGCUACAACUACAACGACAAAUGCAACAGAACUUGCCCCAGGGAAAGCGGCAAAAACAAUAUUAGAAAACAGCAUGCAGAAGGAAUCAACGCCUCCGGUCAUGAAUGCCGUCGAAUCCGUUGAGGCCUCCUCCUCAUCAUCAUCCUCCUCCUCCUCCUCCUCCUCGUCGUCUUCCUCAUCAUCGUCCUCAUGGUCGACGACUAGGAGGGCCACUUCGGAGGAUGCCUCCGCCGACGAGGAUAAAACGGAGGAGGACCAGGCCACGUCAGAAGCGGCGACAACGACUUCCGAUUUGGCCACAACUUCAAGGCCACGCCCCGUCCUCUUGACGGCCGUCAAUUCGCACAUCAUCUGUCACCUGUGCCAGGGAUAUCUGAUCAAUGCCACCACCAUCGUCGAAUGUCUGCACUCCUUCUGCCACAGUUGCCUCAUUAAUCACCUGCGAAAGGAGCGAUUCUGCCCGCGCUGCGAGAUGGUCAUCAACAACGCCAAGCCGAACAUUAAAUCCGACACCACGCUCCAGGCGAUUGUCUACAAACUCGUGCCCGGACUCUACGAACGGGAGCUGAUGCGCAAAAGGGCCUUCUACAAGGAUCGUCCGCAGGAGGCCGCCUUGGCCACGCCCGAGCAGCGGGGCGACGACACGGAGCAUCUGAUCUUCAGCCCCUCGGACUACAUGUCGCUCUCGCUGGAGUACGCCGAAUUGGGUGAACUGAAAAAAGAAUCCGCAUCUGAGUUGGUGGACACCCUGCGUCCGCGGUAUCUUCAAUGUCCGGCGAUGUGCCGAGUAAGCCACCUGAAGAAGUUCGUCCACGACAAGUUCGAGAUUGACGCCCAGCGCUUCAGUAUCGACAUAAUGUACAAGGUCAAGACAAUCGUUUUGCUGGACUAUUACACCCUAAUGGACAUUGCGUACAUCUACACGUGGAAACGGGAUGCACCCAUGCGGUUUUACUACCGUGUUUAUGAGUCACCCCAGCCGGUGGUGAAGCCCGCUCCUCGGCGAAUGCUGCCCCUCAAGGUGGAGAAUCCCGAGAAGGAGAACCAAGAGCAAAAGCCGGCCAUUGAAGCUCCCCCUCAGUUGGUGCCACUGGCGCUGCCAAAGAUUGAAGCCACCAUUCGACUGGUGCAGCCAGAUAUCACGAAAGUGGAGGAAGAGGUGGCCAAGGAGGUGGAGGCUCCACCCACGACGGAGCCCCUCAAACUGGUGAUCAAUCGAACCAUGUUGGAGAAGCGCGAAAAGAGUCACUCGCCACAAACGAACUCCAAGUCGAGCUCCAAGGUUUCGCCCUCCACUCCAGUUUCAUCGCCAUCGGAACCCAAUAUCAAGCUCAAGAUCGAUUUGUCGAAGCAGAACAGCGUGACCAUUAUCAAUAUGUCCGAUCCGGAGCGAAGGGAAAUUGUGAAGCCCCUGAAACCCGAGAAGGAGUCGCGGUCGAAGAAGAAGGACAAGGAUGGCAGUCCCAAGUCGUCGAGCAGUUCCAACUCCUCGUCGAGUGGAGAGCGCAAGCGCAAGAGUCCCAGUCCGCUGACGGUGCCUCCAUUGACCAUUCGCACGGAACGCAUUCUGAGUCCCAGUGGUGUGAGCACACUGAGUCCAAGGGUCACCAGUGGUGGCUUCUCCGAGGAUCCCAAGUCGGAGUUCCUCAAGUCCUUCGCUCUGAAACCGAUCAAGGUGAAGGUGGAAUCGCCGGACACGGACACACCGGUUUUCAGAGGCUCCACCCCGGCUGCGAAUGAACUGAGGCAAUCUAUGGCGAAAUCCAAGAGCAAUUUGGACGACAGCAUGUUGAUGAAGCCGCCCAGUUGCAUGCCCCCGAAAUCCAUUGCCUCCUCGAAGCGAAAGAGCAAGGAGCCGGUGAAGGCGGUGACCAAGAAACCGAAGCUAUCGCCUCCGCUUCCCAGGGAGGAUUUCAAGAUCCGUCUGCCCUCCACCAAUGGCAAACCUCCAACGCCGCCAGCAGUGGCAGCUUCGAAGAUUGAAAAGCCACUGAUGCCGCCUCCUGCGAAGCCACCAAUGUUGGCUCCCCGGAAACUCCAGCCAUCCGCCCAGCUUGCACCUCCUGCAUCGCCGUUGCAUCAACAUGCCGGAGUUCAGAUGUCGGCUCCCGGCAAUCGGACUCCCAUCGCCAAGCGGUAUCAGCCCAUUCUGCCCAAGGCUUCGCGUCCCAAUCCGUUUGCCAAUAUUCCCAGUGAUGUGAAUCGUCUGCUCAAGGAUGCGGGCACCGAAAUCAAGUCUAUUGGAUCGACGGAUAGUUCGAACAGCCCUUCCUCGAAGGGGCAUGUGUAUGGACCCAAGGUGGAAACGAAAAUGGGACCACCGCCUGCCCCAGUUGUUAACACAAAUGGAAGUGCUGCAAACCAGGGAAACAGAAGCAUUUCCAAGCCGACAGGCAAUUCGCAGAUGUCAGCUCCGAAUAAGAACAACAGUUCCAACAACUAUCUCAAUCUAGCUCUAUUUAAUUCGAGCAAGUCGAAGGGCAAGGAGGCGCCUCCUGGCUGCCGCACCCCCAUGUACACACCCAAUUCACCCAUCUACUCGCCCAGUUCACCGCAGUAUGUGCCCAGCUACAAUAUUCCCACGAUGCCCACCUACAAGUACACGCCAAAGCCAACGGCGAAUGCCGGAACUCCGAAUGGAGCAGCUGGCAACUAUUUGCAGAGCAUGUUGGGUGCUGCAGGAAGUGGGGGAUCAAUGGGUGGACUGUUCCCUUCGCCGCCCAUCAAAUCCGAUCAGAACACCAAUCCCGCCCAGGGAGGAUCGCCCACUUCGGUUGCUCCUUCGGCGGGAAAUGGCAGUGCAAACAGCGGAAUUUAUUUGCCCGGCGAAGAUGCGCCCGAGAAGCAGCAGGUGAAGGUGAAGUCCCUGCUCAACUCGUGCAACAUCAACAUUCCGUCCUCGCUCUCGAUCACCAUUUCCCGUGAUAGCGGCGACUCCUCGUCGCCCAGCAAUGGCCAGCAUCCCAAGCACAAGAAUCCGGUGAAUAACUACAUUGAGAUCGUGAAGCUGCCCGAUCAGCCGCAGGAUCAGAAUCAGGCGGCCAAGGAGGCGCAAAAGCGGCAAUCGCCACCUGCCACUGGACCAGGAGUUGUUCCCGUGAAGCUGCCACCGCCGCCGCCAUCCAAGGCCAUUCCCUCGCCACAGCACUUGAUGUCCCGGAUGACUCCACCGCAGCUGCCCCAAGUGGCCACUCCUGCUCAGUCACCAAAUGCUCCGCGUGUGAUCAGCCCACCGAAAACAUCUCCGCCCUCGAAUGCCGGCAAGGGAACUCCCUUGAAACCUGUUCUUACUCCAACUCAGGCGGACAAGAAGACUCCGAGUCCGGAGAAGCGGAACGCCGCCCAAAUGGGCAGCCAUUCGCCAACGGCCAGCGAAAACAAGUCGCCCAAGGGAGCAGCCAAUGCCGGAGUGACCACUCAGAAUGGAGACCCCGCGGCCAAGAAGUUCCGUCCCAUUCUGCCCCGCCAGAAUGCCAUGCCCGACUUGGCACCCAAGCUGACUCCUCUGGCGCCUCCCUUUGGAUUCCAGCCACCCCCCAAUCCGAAGAAGGUGCCUCCCAGCAAAAAGUCACCCAAUGCGGGAGUCACUGCUGGUCAGCAGAAGCUAGCCAACGGUGGACAGCCACAGCCACAGCAGCAGCAGCAGCAGCAGCAGCAUCCACAGACGGUGGCGCCACAGAAACCCAGUCCACCGCAGGCGAAGAACCAGCAGCAGUCGAAGAAGGCCGCCAAGAAUCCCACGCCACCGCCGCCAUCGGCGGGCAAGAUGAUGCCCCAUCCCGGGAUGCAUGGUCAGAAUGCUCCCCUUAGCAUCGCCUCCAGUGUGAGUGCCGCUGCGGUGGCCUCCGGGCAACUGGAUCUGAGCACCUUCCUCAAGGAGAACCUGAUGCGGGUGAAGGUGGCGCAGGCUGCUCAGGCGGCGCAAGCUGCUCAGGCGGCACAGGCGGCACAGGUGGCACAGGCUGCCCAGGCGGCGGCCAACCAGUCGAAUCUGCUGUUCAACUUCGCCCAGAUGGGCCACCACAUGCCGCCGGCCAUGUUCAACUACCAGCAGGCGUAUCUAAUGGAGCAAUUGUCACGGAUGCAGCGCGGCAACGAUGUGUUCAACGAUUGUCUGCAGAAGCUGAAGAACGCCGCCGCCAAUGGAGCAGCUGGAGCUGGAGGAGCCGGCGGUCCCCUCGAAGGGGAGAUCAAACCGAUGCUGCCCAUGGUCACGUUGCCGGGAUCGGGAGCCACGCCAGCGGCAGCCAGCCCCAAGACUUCUCCCCUGCCAGCAGGAAAGCUUGCGGCAGCAGCCACGGCUCCGCAAACCAAGGGCAACGCCAGUGGGGCAGCAAGUGGAGCACGGCAACAGACGGCGGCCACGAGCAACCAAAAUAACCAGAACAAGAACAACAACAGCAACAACAACAACAACAAUAACAACAACAACGGAGCAACAGCCGCGGCCAACGGAUCCCUGCCACCGGCAACGAAGAGCAAGUGAACUUGCAACCAACCGAGCAACCAACCACCCAUCACCCACCACCACCCACGUAGUUCUAAUUAAUUUUUAAAGACCUUGUUUUAGUUAUUCAUUAACGUUACCCGUUCGUUCGUUCGAGCCAAUUCCUCGCCCUGAAACCACGGUGGCAGGGAGUCCAACCCCUGCACGUCCUCGGGGUGGAUUCUCCUCACCAAAAAAAGAAGAAAAAUGUUGCACGUUCAGUCGAGUGAAAACUCUGCUUUUUGGGUGGUAAACCUGCACCCUGUAAAUAUAUACAGAAUACUACACAUAAUUCUUUAUCUAACUUUGAUGUUGCAUUGUAUUACAAAAUAAUAAUACGGAGGAUAAGACAGCGAUUCAGAAUCGAUAUAUGCAGAUAUACGAACUAUAUAAAUAUUCAUAGGCGCCAGCUAAGCUAAUCCUAAGUGUAAAUACCAGUCGUAAGAUACUAUUUUGUAUAAUCUUUUGUACGUAAAAUCAAGCGGAAAAAAUAGAAAUCUAAUUUAUGCAAAA